AUCCAGUCCUGGGCUUCAUUUAGCCUUGAACAACAAGCAAGAAAGCACAUCUGAAGUGGACUUAACUUGAAGGAAUGCUAGAUUACAAAGAGAUUACAUGCAACCCUGUGUGGAUUUAAUCAUUGGAAAUGACAGCUAUGCUUAACAACUCCCUCUCCUUAACAACAGAGGGGACAAACUUCUCAUCUGUCAACGGAUCCCUGAACGGGACGCCGGAAGUGCCAUCAUGCCCCUUUGUCUCAUUCUCAGAUUACCAGCCUGAGCUCAUCCCAGCGAUAUACAGCAUCAUAUUUAUUCUGGGGUUUGUUGGAAACAGUGUGGUUGUGGCAGUGCUGUGUCUACAAAUGGGAUGUAAAACAGUGGCCAGCACUUAUAUUCUGAACUUAGCCAUCUCUGACCUCCUCUUCCUGACCAGCCUCCCGCUGUGGGCCGUUUACUACGCCUUUGGCUACAACUGGAUUUUUGGGGCUGUAAUGUGCAAGAUUUGCGGCUCCUUGCUGUGCAUCAAUUUAUACGCCAGCAUAUUUUUCAUCACCUGCAUGAGCGUGGACAGGUACCUGGCCAUCGUCUACCCUUUCCAGUCUCAGAGGAGCAGGAGUCUUUGCCAGGCUCAAUCGGUUACCUUCCUGAUGUGGACGUUGGCUUGCCUCUCCACUCUACCCACCAUGUGUUUCAGAAACACGUACAACAUCCCGGAACUCGGGGUCACAGCAUGCAUUAUGGAUUUCCCGAACCCCCGCGAAAGUUGGUUUGUGGCCAUGGCUCUAAUGAAGAACAUACUGGGCUUCCUGAUCCCGUUCACAGUGAUUGCCAGCUGUUACAUCGGCAUUGGGAAGCACUUACUGGGGGCAACAGGACUGGACAAAAACACCCAACAUCGAGACAGAGCCUUGAGGAUGGUUGUGGCUGUGAUGAUGGCAUUUUUCUUCUGUUGGUGUCCCUUCCACAUUAUCACCUUCCUGGAUGUCCUAACCAGACUGAACUUGAUCCAGAGCUGUGGGGUGAAAGCAAUGAUCGACACUGCAGUGCCUUUUACGCUCUGCAUUGCCUUUGCCAACAGCACCAUUAACCCUUUCCUGUACUGCUUUGUAGGCAAUCAUUUCAGGGAACAGCUUAGCCGUCUGUCAGAGAGAAGGCUCCCUCACAUCUUCAGUAAGAGGGGCUCGACCAGCACAAGGCUCAGCUCCUUCUCCAGGAAGCUCAGUGAUGUGAAGGAGCUGGGAGUGCUGGACAAGUUUGUCCAGACAAAGGGACCGUAACAGAAGGUUCCUCCAGUCUUCAACCAUGCUGGUCAGUAAAUGAAGAGUGCAUCUCUGUACUAUGUUCUGCACCCCAGUCAGAACUGAUUGGUGUUAAUGUGCAGCUAACACUAGUAACAAUCCCUUACUAAUUGUUACUACACCUUUUGUUGUUGAGCAAUCCCUAUACAACAGAUGGGUUCCAGUUUUUAUUUAUUAAUAAAUAAUGAGAUAUUA
Polyodon spathula (Mississippi paddlefish) is the source of this 1475-nucleotide messenger RNA. Its product is annotated as type-2 angiotensin II receptor-like. Gene Ontology annotation, biological process: immune response; blood vessel diameter maintenance; inflammatory response. The record is from RefSeq and is a predicted model, not a curated record. The transcript is spliced from 2 exons. NCBI's taxonomy places the organism in Eukaryota, Metazoa, Chordata, Actinopteri, Acipenseriformes, Polyodontidae. Gene Ontology annotation, cellular component: membrane. Gene Ontology annotation, molecular function: angiotensin type II receptor activity. Bases 129 to 1259 code for a protein of 376 amino acids.